AACGCCAUUAUAUCCCCUUCCCUCUAAAAAUCAACUCUCUUUUUUCCUUCAUAAAAAAAACACCAAUAAAAUAAUUAUGGGUCAUCCAAAUAAGCCAAAGCAAAUAUUUGAUUCAUCAAAGCUAGUAGCUCUCAACUUACUAGAAUCCGUAACGGCUCUAGCCUACUUAUGUGCCAAGUACACCCGCCGAGCUUCGAAAAAGCUCGUUCGAAAAGCCGUGAAGCCGAGUAAUAAGAGAAUACUCGGCAGGAGAAGCGGCGGUGGCGGUGGCGGUGGCGGUGGCAGGGACGGAGACUUCGGUGAGCAAAGCUUCGGUGAAGGCGGUGUAUGGCGACGGUCUAUCUUGAUGGGUGAUAAGUGUGAGCCUCUAGAUUUCUCAGGUGUUAUAUAUUAUGAUAAUAAUGGUAAUAAGUUGUCUGAACCACCUGUCAAGUCGCCACGUGGCAGUCCGUUUAUUGGUUACCGUUAUCCGACGGCGGCGGAGAGUUAUUAGGUGUUAAUCACCACCAUCAUGUUUCUAUAAUUGGUAAUUGUAUGAGUUUUGUUUUGGAUUGUUUGUGGGGACCAUGGACGUACUUUAAGUUUUUACCUCUUUUUUUUAUGGAUUCGAAGUUUAUAUCAUAUCAUUCUCGUAAAUUUUAAUUUUAGUUAGGCUUUAUAAAAUAUACGUAAUAUAUAUGUUGAUUAGAGGGAAACGAAAUCAUUAUUAUAUGUUUAUGAGAACGAUAUGCGUAUUUAGAAGAUAAACUAGAAAAUUAAAGCCCUUUUUGUUGAGAGUGUGAUGGGAAAUCAUAG
Spinacia oleracea (spinach) is the source of this 795-nucleotide messenger RNA. RefSeq lists its product as uncharacterized. Lineage: Eukaryota; Viridiplantae; Streptophyta; Magnoliopsida; Caryophyllales; Amaranthaceae. The record is from RefSeq and is a predicted model, not a curated record. The transcript has a single exon. Bases 77 to 493 code for a protein of 138 amino acids.